Molecule: messenger RNA, 861 nt
Organism: Rhodofomes roseus
Lineage: Eukaryota; Fungi; Basidiomycota; Agaricomycetes; Polyporales; Fomitopsidaceae
Exons: 5
Coding region: 1-861 (286 amino acids)
Source: RefSeq, a predicted model, not a curated record
AUGCGCUCCAUCGCGGCUGUCCACCCGCGCACGGAUCCACGCACCACGACGGCCCUCACGAACACCACUUGCAUCACACACUGGACGAUGCGGGAGACGGUCAUCUGCCCUACACUACCUACGAGCACGCCCUCCGACACUCCCCACCCAUCCAUCAGCUUCAUCUACCGCCGUCGCCAGUGCAAGUCUCCGCACGCCCGCGCCGCACGCUGUCGUAGCGACGAGCUGUGCAUUGACGUGCAUACGUUAGCGGCCCAGAAAUGUCUGCAGCUGGUCGCGCAUCCAACGGGCGACGCUCGACACACAUCCUUGAAGGCCCGCGCACAUGCUGGCAUGCCACGCAGCCUCGAGCUCGGUGUCAGUGCUCAGCCAUCUACCAGUCACUCGAAUGCACAACUCACCGAUGCCGGGUUGCCUCCACAGCCCUCGCCUUUAUACGCUGCUCGCUCAGGGCUCCCCGUCGCCCUUCCGAGUGCUGCUCGUCGUACCGUGCGCGAUGUCCGCGGAAGCGAGCGCAGCGCAUGGAUGGCGCAGAACCUCGGCGCCACAGACGCAAACGCAAAUGCACGGACGCGUCGGACGAACGCCGCUGCUCUGCACGGCGGGCAGUGGCGCGUCUCCAUCGUUCCCAGCCUACCGCGCUUCGACUCGCGUCUCUCGGCCGACUGCACGCUGCCUGCAGCGCCUCGCCCGCACCGUCGCCCGCACCCGGCAUACGCGACUCUCAAGGACGCUUACGUCUGUGUGCCCCAGGCGGCGUUGAGCAUGCGCGACGAGUGGAAUGGGGGACGGGGCUGCGAGGAACGGUUCAGGAUGGGUGCGGCGAGCGGCGAGCUGAGGAUCCCGGACGAGGGUGGAUAA